AUGACGGAUUUUGAUGACAUGGACACUUUUAGCGACCAUGCGGUGCAAGGAAAACCCAUCAAAGCUUUUAGAAAUGGCCACUUUGAUACCCCAAAAGUGCUGUUUGUGCAGCAGCAUUGGAGUUGGGAUGAAUUUUUGUGUGCAGCGUCUCAGCGUCUGGAGAUGAUUCCUAUGGCUUCGCGAGUGUUUAAUGCUGAUGGCGCUGAAAUUGAUGACAUCAUGUGCAUUGAAGAAAAUGACAUGCUUUUUUUUUCAACUGGGAGAUCUUUUAAGACACCUAGUUCUAGAGGAGAUGAUUCGAAAAGUAGUAGCGAUGACAAGGUCGCAAACAUUGUGGGAGGUUACAAGGUGACGAUUUUGCUUGGCAGAGGAGGCUUUGGAGAAGUGCGUUUGGGAGUGCAUCAACUUACGAAUGAUAAAGUGGCACUUAAGUUCAUUCUGAAAAGUGAAAUGGGAUCGUUAGGCGACGUCGAGCGUACGACGACGGAGAUCCAGUGCCUAACGGCAUUGAAUCACCCGAGUAUCAUUAAGUUAUUGCGCGUAAUUAACGAGCCGAAUCAUAUUGUGCUUGUUUUUGAACUGUUAGAAGGUGGUGACCUAUUUCACUACAUCAAACAGUUUCCAGGCGGUUUAUCGGAAGAGGAUAGCGUUGGAAUCUUUUCUCAAAUUAUUGGUGGUGUUGGGUACGCCCACAAUCAACACAUUUGCCACCGCGAUCUUAAGUUGGAGAAUAUUUUGCUCGCAAAUAAAAAUGACAUUUCGACGGCCAAGAUUGCAGAUUUUGGACUCAGCGAUUUCUACAAGCCCGGAGCGAUGAUGAAAACAAGUUGCGGAUCUAUUUCAUACUUGGCACCAGAAGUCUUUCGUGGGACAUCUAAUGCCGGUCCACCGCUUGAUGUAUGGAGUCUAGGUGUCAUUCUAUUUGCUAUCGUGUGCGGUCGAUUGCCUUUUGAAGGACCUGAUCUUCAAGGAACUAAUCGUCCGCGUGAAAAUGUAAUUCGAAAUCGUAUCAUGCGGUGCCAAUAUAAAUUAGACACAGAGCUAAGUCCAACACUUUCUGAUCUUGUGACACGAAUGCUCAAGCCUGAUCCAAGCGAGCGAGCAACUAUUCCAGAUAUUUUUAGCCAUCCGUGGAUGCGUGGCACAGGUAGUGCAUCGAGCUGUCUAGUCACUACCUUUGCCAGCGCAACGUUGCAUGAUAUUCUAGAUGACGAAAAGAUUGAGGACGAGAAAUUUGCGAUUACAUUAGCUGCUGCUCCUUCUAUAGUAACAGCCAAGGUUAAUGAAGAAGACAAGCUCCCAUUAAUAGCACAGCGAUAUCCUCGUACGGAUUCGACAGGUACAACACUAGGUGAAGCAACAACCCCUGUUUUGAAUGGUGGGACAGUAACGGGUGUAGGCGGAAAUUUCGCUUCAACUUGGGGACGAGUUCGCGCUGGUCGAAUUCUUAACAAUCCGCUUCGAAACAAGGGAACCAUAGUAGCAGAGAAAUUGUCACCACGGCAUUACGGGUCUGGAAGUUCGGGGACAAUGAAUACGCCUAUGCCUAUUGCAUCAAGUCCAACCUUUAAACGUUAUGCCACAUCCACAGGUAAUACUCGGUUACGGCCUCGUCAUCAGGUUUCGUAUCCUUCGUCUAUUACGAACAGUAACACAAGUGAUAAAACUCAUGCGGAACGGGCCCCGGCCGCAUUGGGGGACUUCGACCGAUUGCCCGUAGCACACCCCAAACACUCAAAAAGACGAUAUGAUAAUCAUGACGAUGUAGCAGAUAAUGCUAUGGUUCACCACGGAUCUAAAGCAAGUCAGGGAGUUGUGGCUUCGCAUCUACUUGAGACGAUUGGAAGGAGACAACAUCCUUACCCUGAAUCUUCAACUACUAGUGAUUGA
Messenger RNA from Plasmopara halstedii, 1890 nucleotides. RefSeq names its product camk camkl protein kinase. Lineage: Eukaryota; Oomycota; Peronosporomycetes; Peronosporales; Peronosporaceae. Gene Ontology annotation, cellular component: cytoplasm. The transcript has 6 exons. Gene Ontology annotation, molecular function: protein serine/threonine kinase activity; ATP binding. Bases 1 to 1890 code for a protein of 629 amino acids. Gene Ontology annotation, biological process: protein phosphorylation; intracellular signal transduction. The record is from RefSeq and is a predicted model, not a curated record.